Hippopotamus amphibius kiboko is the source of this 1912-nucleotide messenger RNA. RefSeq names its product tRNA methyltransferase O (gene TRMO). NCBI's taxonomy places the organism in Eukaryota, Metazoa, Chordata, Mammalia, Artiodactyla, Hippopotamidae. Bases 360 to 1463 code for a protein of 367 amino acids. The transcript has 5 exons. The record is from RefSeq and is a predicted model, not a curated record.
AGCGCAGGAGCCAUGCGCGGCUUGGAGGAGUACGGGCCUCGCCCCACAGCGACCCCGUGCGGGUGCGUGAAGCCGGCUCUGGAGACAGGUAACUUCUAAGAGACUGAAGGUUCCGCAUUCAGAAGAGCCCUAAGUACAUGGAGCCGACCGCACUGCAGGGAAGGACGGGAAAUGCGAGACCCUGAACGGACGGAAUCUUUUAACUGAGCCAAUUGGUUACUUGGAAUCCUGUUUCUCAGCCAAGAAUGGGACUCCCAGGCAGCCAUCCAUUUGUAGCCAUUCACGGGCUUGUUUGAGGAUUAGAAAAAGCAUUUUUAAUAAUCCUGAGCAUUCCUUGAUGGGCUUAGAACAGUUUUCUCAUGUUUGUGGUUUGGUUUAUCUUCAAUAGGAUUUUGUUUGUUUUUCACAAAAACGGUCAUUUGAGCUGUAAGGCAAAAGUGCAGCCUCCCAGGCUGAAUGGUGCAAAGACUGGCGUUUUCUCUACAAGGAGCCCACAUCGUCCCAAUGCAAUAGGACUGACCCUGGCCAAACUGGAAAAGGUAGAAGGUGGAGCCAUAUACCUUUCUGGAAUCGACAUGAUUCAUGGCACACCGGUACUAGACAUAAAGCCCUACAUAGCUGAUUAUGACUCGCCACAAAAUUUGAUUGAGCCUUUAGGGGACUUUAAUUUACAGAAUAACAAAUGUAAACCAAAAACCGUGUCCUGGUGUGAUGGCAAGACUGAUAACUGUGACCAGCGACAGCUGUCAGGGUGCGAGGAACCACAGCCCUACAGUGGCACUGAGAAACCUAAAUGUCCUGAAGAUAGAACUUCAGGAGAAAAUGAUGCAAAACACAACACAGCAGAAAUCCAGCAAAGCUCAGCUGAGCCCAGGGAGAGAGCAGCAGAUCUGGGUGAAGAAUCAGGAAGUGGUCCGAGCGCUAAGGAGACAGAAGGGCAAAGUGGCCCACGUCGCCUGGAGAAGAGCUUUUCCGAGGAGCAGGCAGACAGCAGGCUGAGGAGAGGGGAAGCAGUAGUGGUCCCACAAGGGCGCAGCACAGAGACGCUGCCCCAGGCUCUUCCCCGGCCUUCCAAGGCAGCUGGCGCACCCCGCCGCAGUGUGGCCCCCGCCUGGGUGAGGGAGGCCCCCGUGGCCACCUUGGGGGUCCGGUUUACUCCUCAUGCAGAGAUGGACCUUGAGCACCUCAGCUCAGUUGAACCAGGUGUUGGGCAGCCUUCAUUUAAAUAUUUUCAAUCAGCGGAGGAGGCAAGGAGUGCCAUCGAGGCUGUGUUGUCCGCCGACCCUCGGUCUGUAUAUCGUCGGAAACUCUGCCAGGAUCGUCUUUUCUACUUUACCGUAGACGUAGCACACGUCACGUGCUGGUUUGGUGAUGGCUUUGCAGAGGUCCUAAGGAUCAAGCCGGCUUCUGAGCCUGUUCACAUGAGUGACCCUGCAGAGUCCUUGGUGUCUCUGGGAUCGUGAAUAGCCUCCGUCGCGUCUUUCCGACAGCCUAAUUGACUUCACUGUGGCUGUUGGAUUUUCUGUACAAGCUAAUGAGGUGCCUUCCUUGCAGAAAGAAGCAACACUUUGUGAUCUCACUGCUUUGAUUGAUUUGGGUUGUUCAAGAUAUUUAUUUAAAAAACAUGUAUUUUAAUAAACUAAGGGACAUAGAAUUUGGAGAAAUCGCGAUAUCAUGAUCGCUUUUGAUCAGUUAAUAUUGAAGAAUCCAGAGGUGAUGCUGUGUCAGUGUUUUCUGAAAGAAGUCAAUUGUUGUUGGCAUUUGAUAAAACUGGACAGAAGCUGGGGAGAGGGAGAUGUGUUCAGCAAUUCAUGUUAGUUUUUUUGCCUGAAAAAACCUGAUGUCUCUAUUUUAUUCUAAAUCAAACUGUUACAGUAUCUUAAGAAACUAAUAAAUCAAAACCAAGUGGUUA